Symbiodinium necroappetens is the source of this 352-nucleotide messenger RNA. The record is from the annotation of a GenBank genome assembly. NCBI's taxonomy places the organism in Eukaryota, Dinophyceae, Suessiales, Symbiodiniaceae.
GAAUCCAGAUCCUUUGCGAUGCGGGCCUCGGUUGCCACGUGCCGAACAUGCUUGGCUACUCGCCCUUUGCCAUGGCUUGUGCCGGUGGCGGGGUGGAGGCUAUCCAGGAGCUCAUCGCCUACGCCUCCCGGGAGGAGCUGGCGGAGGGACUGCACGCGGCACUCUUACACGGAGGCGCAUCAGCCAAGUUGGUCUCCCUCUUGGUGGCGGCAGGUGUGGAUGUGAACCAUCAGCUCACCAAGCCGUUGCUGAGUCCACUUGGAGUACUCUUUGCUUGUCUGAGCCUGCGCCACCGUUGGAGCCAGUCUCGCCUCAGUACCUAUGCCUACCACUACAGUGGCGCUACGCCUCU